This is a messenger RNA of Austrofundulus limnaeus, 3350 nucleotides long. It is a transcript of the gene yes1, whose product is annotated as YES proto-oncogene 1, Src family tyrosine kinase. NCBI's taxonomy places the organism in Eukaryota, Metazoa, Chordata, Actinopteri, Cyprinodontiformes, Rivulidae. Gene Ontology annotation, molecular function: ATP binding; protein binding; protein tyrosine kinase activity. Bases 358 to 2001 code for a protein of 547 amino acids. The transcript has 12 exons. Gene Ontology annotation, biological process: protein phosphorylation. The record is from RefSeq and is a predicted model, not a curated record.
UGUUGUCUGUUCCCGAGAAGCCCUCGUCCACCGUCAAGCGGUGAUUUCAGAUACUUUUAUUGUGCUUCAUUGUCGCACCGGUUCAUUGUUUGGAAGCCGGCGCUGUGUCCUCGCUGUUAAGGAUUUAUUUUUUAAAAUAUAUAAGAAAAAAGGAUCCCAGGGAGGGAAGGAGUUGGGGCUGGAGAAGUAGUUAAUCGGUAUGGGACAGACGGAAGACUGAGAUUCCACGUUUGAGUGCUUGUGUCGGCUUUUUUCACUUGUUUGGAGGCGAUAAAAAGCUGGCGAGGGAGGAAAAAAGCUCUCAGGACGCAUGUAGCCGUCGCACAACGGGGCUGAGGUUGGUUAUAAGGCUUGACGAUGGGUUGUGUCAAGAGUAAAGAGGACAAGGGUCCAGCCCUGAAGUACCGACCUGACAACUCGAAUGCCACGCAGGUCAAUGCUCACCUGGGCCACUAUGGACCUGAGCCUACCCUGAUGGGUAAUUCGCCUUCCACGAAGGCACAGAACAACAGCUACAACAGCAACGCCGCUGCCCUCACACCUUUUGGUGGAACAUCUUCAGUCAUGGCACCAUUCGGAGGAGCCUCAACAUCCUUCUCUUCAGUGGCUGUGAGCACCCCCUUCCCCAAUGUGAUCCCAGGUGGGGUGACAUUUUUUGUCGCUCUGUACGACUACGAAGCAAGGACAUCAGACGAUCUGUCAUUCAGGAAAGGGGAUCGCUUUCAGAUUAUCAACAACACGGAAGGUGACUGGUGGGAGGCCCGUUCCAUCAACACUGGAGAAAAAGGUUACAUCCCCAGUAACUACGUAGCACCGGCCGACUCCAUACAAGCUGAGGAAUGGUACUUUGGUAAAAUGGGCCGCAAAGAUGCAGAACGUCUCUUAUUGCUUCCAGGGAAUCAACGGGGCACUUAUUUGGUACGAGAGAGUGAGACAACAAAAGGUGCUUACUCUCUGUCUUUACGUGACUGGGAUGAUGUGAAGGGAGACAACGUCAAACACUACAAGAUCCGCAAGCUGGAUAGCGGUGGAUAUUACAUAACCACACGAGCCCAGUUUGAGACACUACAGAAACUGGUGAAACAUUACACAGAACACGCGGAUGGRCUGUGCUACAGGCUGAUCACUGUGUGUCCGACAGUGAAGCCUCAAACUCAGGGACUAGCUAAAGACGCCUGGGAGAUCCCACGAGAGUCCCUGAGGCUGGAAGUCAAACUGGGGCAGGGCUGCUUCGGGGAAGUCUGGAUGGGCACAUGGAACGGUACUACUAAAGUGGCGAUUAAGACACUGAAACCAGGCACCAUGUCUCCAGAGGCCUUCCUGGAGGAGGCUCAGAUCAUGAAGAAACUACGACAUGACAAACUGGUUCCUCUGUACGCAGUGGUGUCCGAAGAGCCUAUUUACAUCGUUACUGAGUUUAUGGGCAAAGGUAGUUUGUUGGACUUUCUGAAAGAGGGAGAUGGAAAGUAUCUGAAGCUGCCGCAGCUGGUGGACAUGGCCUCACAGAUUGCAGAUGGCAUGGCCUUCAUCGAGAGGAUGAACUACAUCCACAGAGACCUGAGAGCCGCCAACAUCCUGGUGGCUGACAACCUGGUUUGUAAAAUCGCUGACUUUGGUUUGGCUCGACUCAUUGAGGACAACGAGUACACGGCACGGCAAGGAGCUAAAUUCCCCAUCAAGUGGACAGCCCCUGAAGCUGCAUUAUACGGUCGCUUUACUAUCAAAUCAGACGUCUGGUCAUUUGGGAUACUACUGACAGAGCUGGUGACCAAGGGCAGAGUACCUUAUCCAGGUAUGGUGAAUCGAGAAGUACUUGAGCAGGUGGAACGAGGUUACCGGAUGCCCUGCCCCCAGGGCUGCCCCGAGUCCCUCCACGAGAUGAUGAAACAGUGCUGGAAGAAGGAGCCAGACGAAAGACCGACCUUUGAAUACAUCCAGUCCUUCCUAGAAGACUACUUCACAGCCACGGAGCCACAGUACCAACCUGGAGACAAUCUCUAGUCUAAAGCAAUUUAGGAUGAACUCUUGCACACCGAGGUAGAGCUCAAAACACGGGACAGAGUUUUAAUUUAAAAAAAAAGGUUAUAUAAAUUAGUUUGCAAUGACACUAACAGUACGUGGAGAUGUUUGUCCUGUAAGAUGGGUGCCUCCAUCUAAAGCACCACAACACUGUGAUUAAAGAGUGGGAUUUCAAAAUAAGCAAAUGCAGACAUGUUUUUAUUCCAUCCCCUUUUUUUAAGGUUUUAAAUAAUUUCCCCCCUUUUUUCUCAAUUUCCAUUUUUUUUAAAUUUAAAUUCAAACAAAUCUUUUAAUAUGAAUUCAGACUAUUAUAUAUGUACAUGAGUUUGGCGUGAACAUGUAGGUUGAUGAUGUGUUUCAGCGACCAAUAACUGUGGUUAAAGCUGUUGAGUAUGUGCUGAGACUGUUAGGUGUGUGUAAAGGAAUAAAGGUCUGCUGUGUGAAUGCAAGAAUGUACGGAGAGAACCGAGUAGAUGUACAUACAGUUUGUAUAAAAAAUGUAUUUUUUAGUGGGUGGAUGACCGAGAAUAAGACGCGUUUUAUAUAAUUGUUUUUAAUGAAUGAAAAACAUCCGUUUUAUUUUGCCUUUUUUUUUUUUCUUUUCAUUUAACCUGGGACUUGAAAACAAAAAGCAGCAUUUUGAUAAAUUACCACAUUUUUCUAAUUUUUUUUAUUGAAUGUCUAAAAAUGGACGUUUUAGCUGUGCAAUUAAAAAAAAGUCUGUCAAAAAAAAUCUUGAUGCACAACUGUGAUUUUUAUGAACUAGUAAAAAAAAUAAAAAUAAAUCUUGUACGCAGWAGGUUUAAAACAACUUUUUCUCCCSAUUAGCAAAAUAUCAACUUUCAUCAACUAAACAAACCUGUGAUGUCUCCUGUUCUGCUGGUGGUUGAGGAAAGGUUUAAUGUUAAAACUAGAACUUUACAAAACAACUGUUUAAUUCUUUUUUUUUCCUUUUUAUGACCUGCACCAACAACAAUACUCUGAUACUUGUGAUUUUCUUAAUAUUAUAGGUGUUUGAUUACUUCCUGAAAGUUUGAACUAAAACCAGAGAGACAAAACAUUGGUUGAGGCACAGCUUUAGUUUUAUCUUUACAAAACUGCAAAUCUAAAAAUUCUAAGAGGUACCUUUUUAAAUACUUGCAUAUUUUUAUGUCAAAGUCAGAGAAAUGAGGCAUAUGAAAGCUGUAAAGAUGUGAACUUUUUUUCUUUUAUUUCUGUGCAUUAUGAUCAGUUAUUGAAGACUGGAACUUGAGCAAUGGGAGACAUAAAUAAUUAAAGUAAUGAGAGCUAAUAUGAUUUUUGUACAAAACAAAAUAAAAGCAUAAAACAAA